This is a messenger RNA of Cynara cardunculus var. scolymus (artichoke), 3054 nucleotides long. Its product is annotated as histone-lysine N-methyltransferase CLF-like. The record is from RefSeq and is a predicted model, not a curated record. Bases 98 to 2779 code for a protein of 893 amino acids. NCBI's taxonomy places the organism in Eukaryota, Viridiplantae, Streptophyta, Magnoliopsida, Asterales, Asteraceae. The transcript has 17 exons. Gene Ontology annotation, cellular component: PcG protein complex. Gene Ontology annotation, biological process: chromatin remodeling. Gene Ontology annotation, molecular function: histone methyltransferase activity; protein binding.
ACCCCAGGCAUCAAUCUCUUCGCUUUUGAAUGAAUUCCGUCUCCAGCCUGCAAUUCGUUGCAGAUUGGAGCUACUCACUGUCUAUCAAUCAUCGCCGAUGGCAAUGUCGUCCUCAAAGGUCCAUCCUCACUCCACCGACGCCGGCAGAUCGGAAUCUCCUGAUGUUCCUACGAAUACAGCACUGCAAGAAUCAGCUACAACUCCUGAAAUUUCACUGGUUAUUGACUCAUUGAAGCUGAAAGUUGAUGCUGAUCGUUGUGCUUAUAUCAUGAAAAGAAUGGAAGAGAACCGGAAUAAAUUGGCUGAAAUCACUAGGACCCACCACAAGUUGUCCACAGAAAGAAGAAACCUUGGGAUUAUUAAUGGAGAUAAGGUGGACAACUUAUUGACAAGGAGGCAGAAGGAAGCAAUUGAUAUGCAAAGUCGGGUUGACAUAAGCUUCGGUAGCAGCAGCAACUCUCAAGAAGAUGAAUAUGCUUCAGUAAUUCUCCUAGGAUCUGGCAUUGCUGUCAAGAAUUCUGUUCGGCCCAUCCAUCUUCCAAAAGUUGAGAAACUACCUCCUUAUACUACAUGGAUUUUCAUGGAUAGAAAUCAAAGAAUGACGGAAGAUCAAUCUGUAGUAGGUCGAAGAAGGAUUUAUUAUGACCGGAAUGGCGGGGAAGCUCUAAUCUGCAGUGACAGUGAAGAGGAGAUAAUUAAUGAUGAAGAAGACAAGAAAGAGUUUGUUGACUCUGAAGAUAACAUCAUCAGAAUGACCAUUGAAGAAGUUGGAGCAUCCGAUACUGUCUUUGAUUUACUGGCCCAGCGCUUGUCUAGAAAGCCUUGUGAAGUCAAGGCGAGACAUGAAGCUCUUUCUAGCAGACAGAAUGUCAUAGAAAGCUUUGACUUCAAUUCAUUUCUUGAUAAAGAUCUUGAAGCAGCUCAAGAUUCAUUUGACAACCUAUUCUGUCGCAGAUGCCUUAUAUUUGACUGUAAAUUACAUGGCUGCUCACAAGACCUUAUAUUUCCUGCUGAAAAGCUUACUUGGGAUGGCCCGGAUGAAGAAAGUGUCCCCUGUGGCCCACAUUGUUAUCUCCAGGUCCAAAAGUUGGAAGCGACACCUUCUAUGCAGCUCAAUACAGAACGAACCCCCGCCCUUUCAUCAGAUGCUAGUGGUGUUCUGGUAUCUAGGGGAAAAUCUAACGGCCCAUCUCUAAGGAGGAGGUCAAAGCCUUGCAAGAAUGGAAGUAUUGCAUCAAAUACUCAAAACGUAACAGAAAGCAGCGACUCUGAGACUAGGCCAGUUCAUGACGUGAUUCCUUAUCAUUCUCCAUUGCCACAUAAGAACAAACGUGGCGGAAAAUCUGGAACUCAUCAAAGAAAUAGCAAACAUGUUGCCAAUCAUGUCGUCACAGCCAUGAAGAGAACACAGAGGAAUGUGGCUUCUGAUUCUGAUUCUGUAGCGAGCGGAAGUCCUGGUUCAAGAGAUAGGGAGUUUUUAUCUAAUUCACUUAAAGAGAGCAAAGAAGCUAGCUCCUGGUCACCAAAGGCAAAAUCCUCAAGUAUGAGAAGGUCCAGGAGGAAAGACUCCUUGGUUCCUGAUGACCAUAAAUCUCUUCAGGUUCAAGUUCCCUAUCCUCUGGUGAAGAAAGAAGAUGUGAGUACUUGUAGAAAAGAAGUAACAGAUUUUAAAAGUUGGCGAACUUUGGAAAAGGCUCUUUUUGAAAAAGGUCUGGAGAUGUUUGGCAGGAACAGCUGUUUAAUAGCUAGGAAUCUUCUCGGUGGUCUGAAGACAUGUUCGGAGGUGUUUCAUGUCCUGAAGUGUUAUGAGAAUAAGCCAUCAUCUAAAGGAAGCGACAGCACAAAUUCUCUAGGUGAUGGCUGCAGGGUUGAUAGUAAUGAGAAUAUGGGUUUGGCACAAAGAAGAAGAUCAAGAUUCUUACGUAGAAGAAAUAGAGUUCGCCGUUUAAAGUAUACGUCCAAGUCUGCAGCGUACCAUUCAAUGAGGAAAAGGAUUUCUGAUAAAAAAGAUAUGCCUUGUCGUCAGUACAAACCUUGUGGGUGCCAAUCUGCCUGUGGAGACGAUUGUUCUUGCUUAAAAAAUGGGACUACUUGUGAAAAAUAUUGCGGAUGCCCAAAAACUUGCAAAAAUCGUUUUAGGGGAUGCCAUUGCGCUAAAAGCCAGUGUGGAAGUCGUCAGUGCCCAUGCUAUGCUGCUAAUAGAGAAUGUGACCCAGAUGUAUGCCGGCAUUGCUGGAUCAGCUGCGGUGAUGGUUCUCUUGGCACCCCUGGCCGAAAAGGCGAUAACUAUGAAUGCAAGAAUAUGAAGCUUCUCCUCAAGCAACAACAAAGGGUUUUGCUAGGAAGAUCUGACAUCUCAGGUUGGGGAGCUUUCUUAAAGAAUACUGUACCUAAACAUGAAUAUCUGGGCGAAUACACCGGAGAAUUGAUCUCACAUUACGAAGCUGACAAGCGGGGAAAAAUCUACGAUCGUGAAAAUUCUUCAUUUCUCUUCAACCUUAAUGACCAAUAUGUUCUUGAUGCUUGCCGCAAGGGUGACAAACUGAAGUUCGCCAAUCAUUCUCCGGUUCCAAAUUGUUAUGCAAAGGUUCUUAUGGUGGCCGGAGAUCACAGGGUUGGUAUAUUUGCUAAAGAAAGAAUCUCAGCUGGCGAAGAACUGUUCUACGAUUACCGUUAUGAACCUGACCAGGCUCCUGCUUGGGCAAAGAAGCCCGAGGACUCGGGUUCAAAGAAAGAGGACGCUGCGCCUUCUAGUGGUCGGGCCAAGAAGCUUGCUUAAGAUACAGAUACAAAUUUGCAUCAUUACUCCAAAAGAAAAAACGUGUGUUAGUUUUUUUACAUAGAAACAUCCUUUGCCGGUACUUUUGGCUGUUCCCUAAAUGGGGGAAUAAGUUCCUACAGGUUUGCAUUUCACCAAAAUGGGGGAAUAAGUUACCAAAGCUUGCAAGAAGAGAAGAUGCAAUUUGUAAGCUUUGCAAUCUUUUGGGUCAAUUUGGAUUAUGGUUUAUUACUUUUGGUUUUAUUUAAAUGGGAUUCUUGGUGCUAUUAUGCAGU